Molecule: messenger RNA, 2226 nt
Organism: Naumovozyma dairenensis CBS 421
Lineage: Eukaryota; Fungi; Ascomycota; Saccharomycetes; Saccharomycetales; Saccharomycetaceae
Gene: VHS2
Product: Vhs2p
Exons: 1
Coding region: 1-2226 (741 amino acids)
Source: RefSeq, a predicted model, not a curated record
AUGACUGCUACUACUGCUGUUACUACUACUACUACUACUACUACUUCUGCUACUGCUACAGCACCUAUCCAAGAUAAUAAUAGUAAUAAUACUUCUAGUACAAGAAAUAAUAAUACCAAUACUGGCAGCCAUCAUCCUAAUGAGAAUAAUCGAAACGACAUAUUUGAGAGCAGAAGUUAUGAUACCGGAUCUGCUAUCAAUGAGGAUGAUACGUGUGAACCACAGAUCUUUGAAAGAAACGUAGAAGAUCCCUACAUUUUAACUAAGACUGCUUCCAAUUCUAAUUUAGGUUUGAACUUAUCAAGAAAUGCAAGUCAUACAAGCUUGUUACAAAGAAGAAUUAGUACUUCAAGUUCUGCCUCAAAUAGACCGCGCUACUUCUCUACUUCGAACUUAAAUACUUUGACUCCUCAGUUAACUAAUUCAUCUUCUGCAUCUUUAUCAUUAUCGAGAUCUGGGUCGAGAUCUUAUAACAAUCCUGACAACGCUCCCGGAUCCCCAGAUUAUGUCCUACCAAAUCACAAUUCUCUGGACCAUCAUCAUAAUUUGGAAAAUUUCGUGCCUCCGGCACUAGAUGCAGGUUGUUCCAUAGUUACUGAUAAAGAUACAAAUCUAGAUGAUAUUGACAUGAUAUAUUCUAAAAGACCUUCCACUAUAGGUUUGGAUCUGGCUUUAGGUAGAACUAGCAGUUUCUCUACUUUGAUAGAUAACAAUAAUUAUACCAAUUACGACGAAGAUUAUAAUAACGAAAUGAAUAAUCCUUCCAUAUCUUUAAAUGGUACCAAUACAAAUUUAUCUAAUUCAAGCAAUAACAAUGACAAAAAUAUCAAUAAUAAUGGCCGUAACAGCCCACGAUUAUUAAGAUUUUACUCAUACGUUGAUAUGCUUUCAGAUGAAAAUAUACGCAGAAAUUCUACUAAUAAUAACAAUAACACUAUAAAUGGCAGUGUUAGUAAUAAUCCUAUUGGUUCGAAUAGAUAUGUUGGGGGUAUCCCAAACAAUAACGCAUAUUAUACAAAUCGUCAUAGACCUUCUUUAAUUAAUCAUUAUUCCUCUGGGUACAAUCAAAAUUUUCGUCUUCAUUUAAAUCAAAAGCAAAUGCAAAAUGAUUUAUCCGCUUCUCCGUCAACAUCACCAACUCAAUUCACAAAUCCAUUCGUCCCAUCAAACGUUAAUCAAAAUAGCUUAUUAAGAAGAUAUUCUAAUACUAAUUCGCCCUUCAAUAACACAGCAACGACAAAUGGUAAUACCAAGCCCAAUAAUAAUAUAUUAUUACGAAAAUCAAUUACCAACACAAAUCCCCUAGUUAAAUUACCUUCUAAUAGUCUUUCAACCACAUUUAUGAAGUCAGAUAAAGUUUCAAACAAUACCGAUAAAAAUGAAAGCAAGAAGAAUAAAUUACUGAAAAAUUCAAGAUUCCAUAUAGAUUCUAGUGGAAGUGAAGAUACAUCAACAGACGAAGAGGAAAAUUAUGAUGAUAACAUCAAAGAUGAUGCUAAAAUGUACGAUGAUGUAUUUGAAGAGUGUAAUCCGGAGGCUUUAACUGACACUGCUAAUAAUAAUAGUGUAUCAUUAAAGCAGCCAUUUUCUCCGCCAUCUAGCUAUUCAAAUGUACUUGGAGCAAAGUCUGGAGUUUCUUCUUAUGUAAGUCAACAACAGAAGCAAGUUCGACCUCGUACUUUAAGUCAUGUUAGACAUUCAACGUCACCAAACAUCAGUUUUAAUACAACUGCAACUAAUAAUUUAUCAUCUACCCUCUUUAGACCAAGAACAUUAUCCAAUUCCACAAGAACCCCAGUAAUAAAUUCAGCAGCAGCGGCAACGAGAUCACCACCACAAGUCAAUAAAAAUGAUCUAUUUAAAAUACAAACAACAGAGCCGGUGGCCAAUUUUUCAUCUUUGUCUUCAACAUCACAAGCGCCAAUGAUAGACGAGAAUUUGCAAACUGAAAGAUUAAGUGAUGUAUUAAGAAGGAGAGUGUAUGUGAGUAAUAGUCUCAGUAACAAUAACUCAAGAUCAUCAAGUCAACCAUCAUCACCUUCCCCGCCUUCCAUGUCAUCAUUUUCAAGUCCAAUACAAAAGCACAGUAGCGUAAACAAUAGUAGUAUUAGUAAUAGCAGCGGUAUUUUUACGCAUGACGAUCUCAAGGAAAAUGCAGAUGCAAAUGUAUCGAAUUCAAACUCGAAUUCAAACUCUACCAUUACAGCGAUAGGUUCCUCCAAAUAA